Molecule: messenger RNA, 4000 nt
Organism: Chionomys nivalis (European snow vole)
Lineage: Eukaryota; Metazoa; Chordata; Mammalia; Rodentia; Cricetidae
Gene: Hs3st4
Product: heparan sulfate-glucosamine 3-sulfotransferase 4
Exons: 2
Coding region: 41-1390 (449 amino acids)
Molecular function (GO): [heparan sulfate]-glucosamine 3-sulfotransferase activity
Source: RefSeq, a predicted model, not a curated record
CAGCGCCGGGGGCCGCCGCCGCCGCUCGCCGGGAGCCGCGAUGGCCCGGUGGCCCUCACCGCCUCCGCCUCCGCCGCCGCCGCCGCCGCUCGCCGCGCCGCCGCCGCUGCCCGGCGCCUCCGCUAAAGGGCCGCCGGCGCGCAAGCUGCUCUUCAUGUGUACCCUGUCCCUGUCCGUCACCUACCUGUGCUACAGCCUGCUGGGCGGCUCGGGCUCGCUGCAGUUCCCGCUGGCGCUGCAGGAGACCCCGGGAGCCGCCGCGGAGCCCCCGCCGAGCCCGCCACCUUCCUCGCCACCGCCACCCCGCGUGCACCCCGGAGCCUCCUUGCCACCGCCGGACAACGCGAGCCACGGACCGCCGCCCGAGCCCCCCGAGCGCUUCACGGCACCCGCGGCCGACGGCUGGGGAUUGGCGAGCGGCGGCGGCUCCCGGGACGUCUGGUCCCGGAGCCCACCGACCCCAGAAGACUCGGUCACAGCACAGGGUGCGCUGUUGGGGCGCGGGGCGCAGGAGCCGGGUGCCACCGAGGAGCUGGCAGGCCCGAGGGCGACCAAUGCGAGCGCGGAGCGGGACCCCGCCAGCACCCCUGAUUACGGGGAGAAGAAGCUGCCCCAGGCGUUGAUCAUAGGGGUCAAGAAAGGAGGGACACGCGCGCUGCUCGAGGCUAUUCGUGUCCACCCAGACGUGCGGGCGGUGGGUGUAGAGCCGCACUUCUUCGACAGGAACUACGAGAAGGGGCUGGAGUGGUACAGAAAUGUGAUGCCCAAGACAGUGGACGGGCAGAUAACCAUGGAGAAGACGCCCAGUUACUUUGUGACAAAUGAGGCUCCCAAGCGCAUUCACUCUAUGGCCAAGGACAUCAAACUCAUCGUGGUGGUGCGAAACCCGGUGACCAGGGCCAUUUCUGACUAUACCCAGACGCUGUCAAAGAAGCCAGAGAUCCCUACCUUUGAGGUGCUGGCCUUCAAAAACCGGACCCUGGGGCUGAUUGAUGCCUCGUGGAGUGCCAUUCGCAUUGGGAUCUAUGCUCUGCACCUGGAGAACUGGCUGCAGUACUUCCCCCUCUCUCAGAUCCUGUUCGUCAGCGGAGAGCGGCUCAUAGUGGACCCUGCAGGGGAGAUGGCCAAAGUACAGGAUUUCCUAGGCCUCAAGCGUGUUGUGACAGAGAAGCACUUUUACUUCAACAAAACCAAGGGAUUCCCCUGCCUGAAGAAGCCAGAAGACAGCAGUGCCCCAAGAUGUUUGGGCAAGAGCAAAGGUCGGACUCAUCCCCGCAUUGACCCAGAUGUCAUCCACAGACUUCGGAAAUUCUACAAACCCUUCAACAUGAUGUUUUACCAAAUGACUGGUCAAGAUUUUCAGUGGGAACAGGAAGAGGGUGAUAAGUGAGGCUGACAGUGUGGAGGGAAGGCUAAGGAAUAGCAAGGAUACUCUUUACCAGAGUCCCACAUCCCCCAGGUUCUGAAGCUUCGGCCAUACUGGAGUACCAAGUAAAUUGCCAACCUCAUCCAGUCAGGUUCCUUCCAAUGUUGUGGGCUUAGGCAAAGGUAUAGAUCUCAUGGCAUUCCUAUGAAGAAACCAGCUGUACCUGGUGGACAAGGUGGCCACCAGAAUCCACCAUGAAUAUUUAGCCUCUACUAGUUAAUAGAGCCUUGAAGGCAGGAUAAACAUCUUCCAGUGUCAAAGACGUAUGCUAUGAUGUUGAUGAGUAGCAAAAGGAAAGGAAAGGAAAGGAAAGGAAAGGAAAGGAAAGGAAAGGAAAGGAAAGGAAAGGAAAGGAAAGAUAAGCAAGAAGGAGGGAAGAAAGGAUAGGAAAGAAGGAAGGAAGGAUAAGAAGGAAGGAUAGGAAGGAAGGACAGGAAAGAAGGAAGGAAGGAGAGGAAAGAAGGAAGGAUAGGAAAGAAGGAAGGAUAGGAAGGAAGGAAGGAUAGGAAAGAAGGAAGGAAGGAAGGAAAAUGUACUUUGCAGGAAUUCUUAUUGUAUUUGUCUUGGGAGUCUGGAUUCUAACCUUGUGUUUAAUUUCUGGUACAUAAACUUCUGCUUUGGCAUCUCUCCAGAAUGUUGUUGGUGGCUGAGAGCUCCAAGACUCCCAAGGAGCAAUAUCCUCCCUCCAAGCCUGUCUAGCCUUCCCAUCAAAGGCUUCAUCCCAAAACCCUUUGACAUUCUCCCUUCCCACAAUAAGAAGGCAAAGGCAUGCACGUAUGUUCCUCACCAAAAAAUAGCCUACACCCCUGGAGCAUUCUAUCAGAGAGCCUUCCAAGAUGGCUCUUUCUCUUCACGAGUGUUCCAAAUUAUGGAGAAGCUUAGCACACAUCCUCACGUUGGAAUAUGACCCACAUGAAUGCUUCUAGAACAGGGAGACAGCAGCUAUGAUUUGAACCCUGAGGUUGUCAAAGAUGAAUGCCUAUACAUGGGGAGUAUAAGAAAAAAACCCAGUCCUCUAGUUGGGAGGCCCCCUUACCUAAUGAUCCUCUUCCCUAAGGAUCUUGGUCCUGAGGCAUGCUCUAGGGAUAGGCUCUGCCCUAGAGACAAAAAACAUAGCUUGUUUGUUAGCUGUUCUUCAGGAUGCAGAGAGGAAAGGAACACUCAACGUUUUUCUGUUUGUCUCACCUCUGCCCUCUCAGGGUCACCUCAUGGCUCAUUUUCUCUACUCCUAGAUGGUAUCUAUUGGGCCAUUGGCAAGAAUACUGAUUUGCAGUAUGAAGUGGGUGGGGAGGGCAAGGACUGUCUGCAGACAUCCUUUUCAAGGGCUGCCAAAUAAAGUGUCCCCUCCCAUUAGUGUGGCUGACGGAAACAAAGCAGUUGACAUAAAGCACUUGCUCGCAGAUCUCCAAAGUCAGAAAUUGUAGUAAAAUUGGAAAUUUGUAUGAGUGGGGAGAGUGGAAUCUGUUCGGCUGUGAUUAAACUGGCAUUUCUCUCACUAAAUGGAAACUGUGUUGUUAUAAAGCUUAAUGCAACCUGAUUGAUGGGCUUUAAUGGUGUAUUUGUGUCGGUCACUUCUUCCCCACCCCUACACUGGAGCGCAAGGAAUGGCUUUGUUCAGGAUGAACAGAGGGACCAGAUUUCUGAGUAUUUAGGGGUUUCUGUGUGCAGUGCAGGAUGCUUCUUACAGCCACACAAACACUAUGGCUUGGGAAGGAGGUAUUAGCUUUUUCAUCACCCCAUUAGUGAUGGACUGAUAACUCAGAUUCAAAAACAGCUGCACAAAUAUUUUUUUUCAGAUAAGAAAAGUUGAGCUGAAGGCAACAGAUGUGCCAAAGUCAACAAAGAUACAGAUCAAAGGACACGUGCUCACAUGUUUAAAGGAGGGGGUGUACACAUGCAGAGAAGGUGAACUUCAUGGAGCUGACAUGGGGAUUGCUCUGUGAGCAGAACAAAGAGGGAGUGUGUGUCAGCCCUGGCUGAAUCACCCGUAGACUUUGUAAAACACAUAUGUCCAAGCCAACUGUGGUGGAAGACACCGGAACCACAGCAGUCGAGCCUGAGGUAGCCCCAGGGCUUUGAGGCCAGCCUACGUCACACAGGGAGACAUUGGCUAAAAGUAAGUAAGUACAUAAACAGAAGGGGGAAAGAAAGGAAAAAGGGGAGAGGACUGAGGCAGGAGGAAGGGGAAGAAGAAGUAAAGAAAGAAGAAGGACACCAUUUCCUGAGCUCUAGACUAGACCUGUGGUGAGAUUUACUUCCAAGGAAUGUGGCCCCGGGUUUUUUUUUUUAACACUACAAGGAAGGAUAUAUUUAUCCUUGCAGAAAUGUGUUCUGCUUGGCAUUUCAGUAGUGGCUAGGUUAUAGUGACAUCAUAACUCUGCCAAAGGGCAAUGUUCUAGAAUACCUCUAAAAACAUUCUUCUACGGGCUAAGAACAGCCAUUCCCAGCCUGCCCUCCUGUCCCGUUUCGGAUGGACACAUCUUGAUUAAGCUCUUCAGUCUCCCCAGUCUGUCUGUCUUCAUAAGCCUAUAAGAUUCAUAUUUAAAUGAUGCUUCCAAAUAACAUAGCCUCUAA